CAUGAAACUAAUGAAACUAUCAGUUACUUGUAAUGACGACAAAUAGUGCUUAAACCUCAGCCGGUGUUGUUCAGCCGAUAGUUGCAUGCAGUAAAUAAGUGCAGUAGAUUGAAAAAUUGUGUCAAUUUUGUUCACGGUAAAAUAAUGUCGUAUAAAAUAGAAAUUGCGAAGGGUUCUUUAGCCUGUGCCUUGGGCGAAGGUCCGCACUGGGACGCUGCGAAGAAGGAGUUGCUCUACGUUGAUAUUCUUGGUCAAGGUGUCCUGCGCUAUGUCCCCGCAACGCAAGAGUGCUACCGGGUAUCGAUCGAAUGUGGCACCGUGUCCCUUGUGGUUCCCGUGGAAAACAAUGCCAAUCAGUACCUACUCGGGAUUGGGAGGACGAUACAGUUGAUGGAAUGGGAUGGCAAAUCACCAAAGCCGACCAGUCUUAAAAUUUUGCACACUGUGGAUAACGAAGAUGAUCGAAUUAAAAAUAGGUUUAAUGAUGGCAAGUGCGAUUCGCAAGGCAGACUUUAUGCUGGAACGAUGGGAUAUUUGGAACAAUCAACGUUAAAACUUGACGAUAAAAAGGGGACCUUGUACUCAAUCCAGGGAAACAAAGUGAAUCGACAUUUUGGGGGGAUCGACAUUUCGAAUGGACUCGCGUGGUCGCCGGACGAUAAAGUGAUGUACUACAUUGAUUCAUUCACGUACAGGGUGGAUGCUCAUGACUAUGAUGGAAAAACUGGAAUAUUAAGCAAUCCUCGACCAGUCUUUGAUCUGAAGGCCGAGGGUGUAGUUGGCGUCCCUGACGGAAUGACCAUUGAUGCCGAUGGAAAUUUGUGGAUUGCACUUUUCGACGGUGGGAAGGUGAUUCAUGUUGACCCCAUCAGUGGAAAGAAGAUUGGAGAAGUGAAAGUUCCCACUGGGAAAGUGACCUCAGUCGCAUUCGGUGAUCCUCAAUUGGACACACUGUACAUUACAACGGCUAGCAAAUUCAGGAAGGAUGGCACCGUCGAACCAGAGCCAGGUGCUGGUGAAUUGUACGCCGUCACAAACCUUGGCGUUAAGGGAUUAUCUGCUGGUUAUGGUUAUAAAGGGAAUUAAGAAUGUACAUGAUUCGAAACUUGAGAGUGAAGUCAGAUGAUGUGAAGUGGAAAUCAAUUUUCAAGAUAAUAAAAUUAUAGACACAUAUUUAGUCGCUC
Folsomia candida is the source of this 1184-nucleotide messenger RNA. Its product is annotated as regucalcin. The record is from RefSeq and is a predicted model, not a curated record. Gene Ontology annotation, molecular function: enzyme regulator activity; calcium ion binding; gluconolactonase activity. The transcript has 5 exons. The coding region runs from base 145 to 1086 and encodes 313 amino acids. Gene Ontology annotation, biological process: L-ascorbic acid biosynthetic process. Lineage: Eukaryota; Metazoa; Arthropoda; Collembola; Entomobryomorpha; Isotomidae.